UACCGACCAAUCAGCGCGCUCCACGGCACAGCCCGGUCCGUGUUGUCCCAGCUGUAGUUUCUGUCCGGGAAGUACACGUAAAACUUCAUACUUUCCUCCGGGAAAACACAGAAAACGUCGCUUCUACGGACUGGGAAACACUCUGAAAACAACAUGGACAUGACUACAGGUUGGUUGGUAGUGGCAUUCCUGGCCGCUACUGCACACGCUCUGUACAGCCCCAGCGAUGAUGUCAUCGAGUUGACCUCCAGUAACUUCCAGCAGAAGGUCAUACAGAGCGGGGACGUCUGGCUGGUCGAGUUCUACGCUCCAUGGUGUGGUCACUGUAAGAACCUGGUGCCGGAAUGGAAGAAGGCAGCCACGGCACUGAAGGGAGUAGCCAAAGUAGGAGCAGUGGACAUGACAGCUCACCAGUCUGUCGGCGGUCCCUACAACGUGCGCGGGUUUCCCACCAUCAAGGUCUUCGGCCUCAACAAGGACAAGCCUGAAGAUUAUAACGGUGCGAGGUCGGCCCAGGCACUAGUGGACUCCGCCCUUCAGCAGGUGCAGAAGGUCGUGAAGGCAAGACUCAGCGGGAAGGGUGGCAAGUCUGGGGGGUCAGGGGGCAGCGGAGGUCAGGGGUCAGGAGGUAGUAAGCCAGGAAACAAGGAUGACGUGAUCGAGCUGACUGAUAGUAACUUCGAGGAUCAGGUGCUGAACAGUGAUGACCUCUGGUUGGUGGAGUUCUUCGCGCCGUGGUGCGGACACUGCAAGCGCCUCGAGCCCGAGUGGGCGUCGGCCGCCACGGAGCUGAAAGGGAAAGUGAAGCUGGGAGCGCUGGACGCCACGGUGCACACCGUCAUGGCCUCCAGGUACCAGAUCCAAGGGUUCCCCACCAUCAAGGUGUUUGCUGCGGGUAAGAAGGACGGAGACGCCACAGACUACCAGGGCGGGAGGACGGCCUCCGACAUCGUGGCGUACGCGCUCGACGCUCACGCUGAGAACAUUCCGCCUCCGGAGGUCGUGGAGGUUGUGGGUUCAGAGGUCAUGAAGGCGUGUGCAGAAAAACAGCUGUGUGUGGUGUCAUUCCUGCCGCAUAUCCUGGACACAGGUGCUUCUGGGAGAAACCAGUAUCUGGAGCAGCUGAGGAUGAUGGGAGAAAAGUACAAGAAGAAGGUUUGGGGUUGGGUUUGGGCAGAGGCAGGCGCUCAGUCCGCACUUGAGGAGGCUCUCGGCAUCGGCGGCUUCGGAUAUCCGGCCAUGGCAGCCGUAAACUCCAGAAAAAUGAAGUACGCCACAUUAAAGGGUUCCUUCAGUGAAACAGGCAUCAAUGAGUUUCUCAGGGAGCUGUCAGUAGGCCGAGGCUCCACUGCACCAGUGAAAGGCGCAGCUUUACCAGAAGCACAGACCAUCGAGCCGUGGGACGGACAGGACGGGCAGUUACCUGAGGAGGAGGAGUGGGACCUUAGUGAUGUCGAACUGGACGACCUUGACGAAGACUCCAAGGACGAGUUGUGAGGAACCUGAAGACGUCUUCAAGACGUAGCUGAAAAAUAGAUUCUUCUUUCAUUUCUUCAUUCCUUUUUUGUUGAGGUGACUUCGGGCAAAGGAUAUAGUUUUAUCAGAAGUUGCAGGAAAAUGAUGUAUUUUAUGUGGUUCAUUUUGUGGGAGGAGGGCAUGUAUUUAGUGGCAGCUGUAUGAAAUGGGAUUACUUGUAAACAAAUUGUUUUUGUUGAUCAAACAGUUUUUGAGACAAAGAC
This is a messenger RNA of Branchiostoma floridae (Florida lancelet), 1739 nucleotides long. Its product is annotated as protein disulfide-isomerase A6-like. The record is from RefSeq and is a predicted model, not a curated record. Bases 154 to 1497 code for a protein of 447 amino acids. Gene Ontology annotation, cellular component: endoplasmic reticulum lumen. Lineage: Eukaryota; Metazoa; Chordata; Leptocardii; Amphioxiformes; Branchiostomatidae. Gene Ontology annotation, biological process: response to endoplasmic reticulum stress. The transcript has 13 exons. Gene Ontology annotation, molecular function: protein-disulfide reductase activity; protein disulfide isomerase activity.